Adineta steineri is the source of this 1305-nucleotide messenger RNA. The record is from the annotation of a GenBank genome assembly. NCBI's taxonomy places the organism in Eukaryota, Metazoa, Rotifera, Eurotatoria, Adinetida, Adinetidae.
AUGAACGACAGUGGUAUUAAUAGAAACGAGAUUGGUGUUACCGCUUCACACAUAUGUCAACAUCAACCAUGUAUCUGUGAAAGAUCUACUCGGACUAAUCAAUUCCUACAGUUGUUGAAUCGCUUGACAGUAGCAUCAACAGCAACAGAUUAUGAGGAACAAGUUUCUGCUACUGUAGCAACAAUUUGUGCAGAUGAGAUAUUGGUAUCACCGCUACGACUAUUAUGGCCAAACGAAUUCAACGAACCCAAACACACUAUAGAUACAAUAGCUCAACAAUACCUGAAACAAGCUAGCAAAAGUGUUCAACAUUUAAUUCCUCUCAGUAGUCUCGCCGACGGCAGCUGUUUGUUCAAUUCGGUUGUCUCGCUUGUACCUGACUCUGGAGUAUCUGCUGUUGAAUUGAGAGUACGAACAAUAAUUGAGUUGGUCAAAAAUAGAACUUACUAUGAUAAUCAAUUUAGCAACGUAGUUGGUCCUUUUAAUGAAGCCAUUCGAAGAACAUGCAAUAAUUAUAGUUUUUCCGAACUCUAUGAAGUUGUGGCACUCGGCAAUGCGUUACGGUGCGAGGUACAAAGCGUAUAUCCAUAUAUCGAUUAUCGUGUUGAAAUGAAUAUAAUGAAUGCAGUGUACAAGCCUUUGGAUAUAUCUGCUCUGAAUAAUGGAAGAUUAAUUAUCUUUUGGACUAACAGUGAAGAUGAAGUUACAACAAAACGUCGUUCUGGUAGUGGUGGUGUCUGGAGUCCGAAUCACUUCGUGCCGCUCAUACGACCUUGUGAGACACCAGAGAGCCCACGAAGGACAACAAUUAAGAACAACAAAGUGGCAUCUAUCAGAAGUCCCGAAUUUUCACCACCACCUAAUACAAGAAAGCAUAAAACUUCAUUUUCAUUAAUUGAGGAGUCAUUAUCAAAUCUGGAGACUAACGAUACUCGACGAAAGCGUCAAGAGAGAAGUAUCGAAAAUGAACAGCAGCGAGAAGAGCGUCUUGCUGCUGAUAGACUGCGCAAACGUAGUGCUAAAAAAAAUGAAAGUGAAGAUCAACGACAAAUACGUCUUGCUGCCAAUCGGCUAUCGCAACGUAAUGCUCGAGAAAAUGAAAGUGAAGGUCAACGACAAAUACGCCUUGCCGCCAAUCGGCUAUCGCAACGUAAUGCUACAGAAAACGAAAGCGAAGAUCAACAACAGGUACGUCUUGCCGCCAAUCGACUAUCGCAACGUAAUGCUCGAGAGAAUGAAAGUGAAAAUCAGCGAAGGCUACGUCUCUCUGACCAACAGAAACGAUCUGCUAGAAAAAAAUUAUGA